This is a messenger RNA of Macrobrachium nipponense, 2743 nucleotides long. RefSeq names its product protein PHTF2-like (gene phtf). The record is from RefSeq and is a predicted model, not a curated record. NCBI's taxonomy places the organism in Eukaryota, Metazoa, Arthropoda, Malacostraca, Decapoda, Palaemonidae. Gene Ontology annotation, cellular component: endoplasmic reticulum.
GUUUUGGAAUCAUCUAGUAUAAUUCUUUAUGCCAUAGUUGGAUGGGCAGAAUUUGCUCUGUACAGUAUUUGAAGCAAUUUGUCAUUUCACUUGUAUGAUAUCAAGAUCAUGAAAUCAAUACCAGUAAUGAAUGUUUUAAAGAAAGCCUUGCCUCCUUUUGUCAUAGUAAUGCUUGAAUCUGCCCUUGGCUGGUAUCAAGGGCGAAUAAGCCUUUACGACAAGCAGUCAUGGGAAACAACAGUAGAGCAAAGAAUUUUACAAGGACUUUCGUAUACCCCUCGCAAGACGACGAAAUUGAAGACAGAGUUGAUUGAUGUAGAUUUAGUGAGAGGUUCAACAUUCCCAAAGGCAAAACCGCAGUCAGGAAUAUGGCUGGCGGGGUUCAAGGGCAUCAUACGUUUAGUCUUCUUACCCUUGUAUGGACGCUGGUGGAUACAGGAGACUUCUUGCACUGGAUUCUUAACUGUUCUGUUUCUAUACCUAUCCGUUUUAUUUUCGAUGGUCAUCAUGUUUUCAUGCAGGCAUGAUCACAGACUUUUAGAGAAUGUCCCAGCAUCAGAAGUGUAUCUACCGGGAGUUGCUCUUCUUAUUUUGAGUGUAAUCCACUCUCAAAUUGUCUGUACAAGAAAUAGUGGCAUAUUCUCAUCAACAAAUAAAAGCAGGCCAAUGGGGAUGAGGCAGAGUAGGAAAAUUAGAUUAGUACGAAGGAGUAGCUCAUUAUCAGGGAGAGGCAAAUGUAUAUUUUGUAAUAAUGGCCAACCACCAGAUAAAUCCAGACCGCACAGUAGUACCACCUCGAAGAAGCACUUAACCGUGCUGAAGAAUAAACCCUCUCUCAAAAUGUUCAGAUCUCAUUCAGAAGAGCCUCGACAGGAAGAAACGUAUCCUCUAGAGCCCAGGUCCUCUUCUGAAAACAAUGUUUCUCCAGGUAGCUCCAAAGAGAGACCAAACAUCAUAAUCAUUCAGCCCUCUGGUGAGAGAGGGAAACAAGACGAAGCAUGGAGUUCAUCAGCUCCUACGUCAUCAAGUGAAAGGAGCCCUGUGAUUAGUCAAGUAAAUUCAAUUAUUGAUCCUUUCACUGCCACAAAAGUAAGCAAAAGCGAAUUGGAUGGCAAGGACAUCUCCAUGGCGAGUCAAGUCAGUUCAUGCAGUGAUCCUUUUGAUGUUACAGGGGAAAGCAGAAGUGAAGCAAAUAGCAAGUGCAAAAAUGUAAAUUCAGUCAAUUUUUGUUCAGAAGAGUUGAUGAAUGCCAUUAAAAAGCCCAGAGAUUCAUUUAUACAACCUGGAGUUGAUAGUGAGCCAUUGUUUAAUAGUAAAGUUUCUGACCUGGUCAGUGAUGUGAUUUGCCAGGAGAGCUUCCCGCCCUCAAAGCAGAAGCUUCUCAAGCCUGGUAAAGAACGAGAAAGUGAUGGUGAAAGUGGGACUGGGGACGUAGAUGCGCUGGAUUCAAAUAGUGAUGGCUGGAAUUUAAGAAAACCAAACAAGUGUGCGAGGUGCUCCAAUUUAUUCAUCCCGACGUCAGAUGGCAGUGGCUCCCGCUCUAAGAGAGGUAAUCUUCCUCCUUCUGCUGUUGAACGAAGCUCUUGUAAUUCAUCAUGUGAAAGUGAUGCUGAGCAGAGCCCAUCCUCACAAUAUUCUAAGUCAAAGCUUUCAGAAUAUGAAUGGACUGGCAUUACUACAAACAGUGACGAUCUGAGUUACAGUAGUGAGAGUGAAGGUGGAUGGGAUGAUACUGAGAGUCUAGAAAAACGAUUUUCACAUUCGGAAGCUUUGGACUGGAACAUUCAGGGAUCUCCAGCUGCCAUCAUUACUUCUACAUCAAAUGUCUCAGACAAAGUAAGUUGCAAGAUAUUUGAAGGAGCAGACUUGAAGAAGGUUGACCUUUCUGUGCUGGACAUAUCUUCGGCUGUGAUAUCGAAAGUAGAUAGUUUGCAGCAUAACACCUACUAUCUACAGUUUGGUCUUGUUAUGGCUGUGAUGAUUUCUCUGGUUCCAAGCAUAUAUCGUCUAGACUAUUCCAUUCUAGGAGAAACCUUGGAGGACAUUGUUACAACUGAUCUUGGAAGUUGGCACAAGAUUCUUCUUUCAUCGUCACAAAAAUUAUUUGAUAGUCUGUUUGGCAGAAAUAUCUGGGUGAAAACAAUGGUAUUCCUAUGCAUGGUCAAUCGGUUUUUACUGGCAUCUGGGUUCUUCUUUUUACUCUCUGUUGCAGAACGGACCUUCAAACAAAGGUUCCUUUAUGCAAAGCACUUUUGUUAUCUAACCUCUGCAAGACGGGCAAGAAAGUAUGAUCUACCACACUUCCGCUUAAACAAAGUACACAAUAUCAAGACAUGGUUGUCUGUAAGAUCUUGUUUGAAGAAACGCGGGCCUCAACGAUCAGUAGAUGUCAUUGUCUCAGCAACCUUUUUCCUUACACUUCUUUUGGUCUCAUAUCUGUGUUUUGACCUACUGAAGGAGGAUGAAAAGUCUCAGCAUUCACUGUAUAAUAUUGAACUCUUCUUUUGUAUCAACUCUCCCCCGUUCAGUCUCAAGUCAGCUACGUGUGACGUGUUUCCCAAUUGGGAUUUAUCUCAUUAGAUUUACAACAUUGGGUGCCAUGAUUAAUAAGAAAUACUCCAGCCUGUCCAUCCUGAUCACUGAGCAAAUCAACAUGUAUCUACACAUGGAGCAGAAGCCCCAGAAAAAGGAUGAGCUGAUGUUGGCCAAUAAUGUACUAAAGCUAGUCUCAGUGUUACUUAAG